ACGGAACCGAAUCACGUUUUAUUGGAAAUGUUUUGAGUCGUCCUUCGUUCCUCUCAGAAUUAGUGGUGUGUAAACAACGUAUGAAGUUGUCUACCAAGUCCCUUUCACGCAGUCAUGGAGACAGCAGCAUUAGUAGCCCCAGUCACAGCGCUGGAGUUCCUUCAGGAUACAUUGCUUUUGACAGGUGAGGGUCCAGUGUUGACAGUGUACAGUCUUCAUCCUCAACCUAAAGCAUGUAGCUCAAUGCCCGUGCUCCAACAGCACCGCAUCCAUGGGAUAAGGCAUAGAGUCCGGUCGGAUGUUUCACCAAAAAGUUCAUACACAGACAAUUGCAGAGAAUCCAGAGGUCUGAGCUCCCUCCCUGAACCCAACUACUAUGACCUAGCUGUGUUUGGUGGGAAGGCAGUCAGACGAGUGAGACUUCAUUUGAAUGUCUCUGCUCUGGUACCAGUACAAUUGGAGAUACAGAGUCCUGUUGUACAGCUUCAGGAUUGGGUCCUGGAUGUCCGCUGGCUAUGUAAAGACAAAGAGUCUCUGCUGUGUGUGGCUGUUGCCCAUAACGGUGCCCUUCUUCUGGACAUAUCCUCAGGGAGAGUCUUGGCUCAGCGCUCAUGUCUGGAAGGGUGUCUGUUGUACUCUGCGCUUCUCGUGGUGCAUAAAUCCUGGGAAGAUACUGUUCUUGUAGGAGGGACUGUUUUCAACCAGCUGAUCCUUUGGAAGCCUGGAGGAAAAGAAAGUAAUAACAAAGCUUCAGUGGAAAGACGUUUGUUGGGACACACUGGUGUUAUCUUCAGCAUCUCAUACCUUCAGGAGAAAGGAUGGCUGGCAUCAGCUUCAGAUGACCGAAGUGUCAGAAUGUGGUCUGUUGGUGUGUUAGGUGGCUCCGGAGGGAACUGUGGAGGCCUGAACCCAACAUGUAUAAGGGUUCUAUUUGGACACCAAGCCAGGGUCUUCUCUGUGUGCCUUUCCUCAAGGAGACUGUUUAGUGCCGGAGAAGAUGGGGCCUGCUUAAUUUGGAACUGGGCUGGAGUUGGGACAGUGCUUCGUUCUUUAAAGGGACAUCGAGCAGGGGGGAUUCGAGCGCUGGCAGUCAGUGCGGGAAGAAAUGACGCAGGCCGAUGGGUGGCAACUGGGGGAGCGGAUGGAGGGGUGAGGUUGUGGAAGGAUGAAGAAAAUAAGGAGGAAGACACUGGAACAAAAACAAUAACAGACUUGGAAUUUUCAGGUCAAGGUAUGCCUAAAGUAGUUUGUGUUGUUGAAGGCAAAGCACACAAUACAAAUUGGCGCCAGUGUAGCAUUCUGGUUUGUACUGACCAAGGAAUUGUUUACCACUAUGUUGAUGGCUACUGGGAGUUGGUAUGGCAAGGUUCUCCUGAGUUUCAGUCCUACUGUGUGAUGGAAACUGUUUGUGUAAGAGUGAAAGACUCAACAAGUAAAGCUAAUAUAUGUGCUGUUGGGAGCCUCAGUGGAGAUUUAAAUGUCUUUCACGUCGAUUAUCCCCAGCAUGGGAUUGUCCUCCAAGCAGGAGCCGGAAAAAUUCACAGUCUUACUUGGCAAAAAGGAGAUGACUAUCUGUAUUUGCUAGCGUCAGGUGCUGAAGGGCGAGUCUAUCGUUGGUGUAUAGAAGUGAGAUUAAAUGAAAUUGGUACAUUAGAUUUCAAUGUAAAAAUCUGCCCUCCAUUUGUUCUCCCUACUUGUGCCAAGCGUUGGCUGACGGCUGCAGUACGCCUCCAUCCCAAGCCUAAAGGGACUCUGUGGGUCUGCGGGGACAGAAGAGGGUCCCUGCUUUUGUUCCUGGAAGAUGAGGAUGAGACAAAUAAAUCUAUGCAAGAAAGUAAAAAAGCGCAUAAAAAUGAUAGAACAAUGAAAGAGAGGUCAGAGGGACACAAUGGCUUAAUGUUGUCUCCAGUAAACUGCUUGUUUGGGGUACACGGCAAACAGGGGGUCACAUCAAUCUGUGAAUAUCAGGGACUUCUCUACAGCACCGGGAGGGACGGCUGUGUGCGUGUUUUCAGAGUGCAUUACACACCAGAUGUAAAACUUGAAGGAAGUGGUAAGGGCAACCUUCAGUUGGAUGUUUUGAGAGUCCAGCGGGCCUGUAAAGGUAUGGAGUGGUUGGAAAGAGUUUUGUUCAUACAACCUACCAGUUAUGCAGACAAUGGUGUAACAAAAGAAUUCGAAAGCGAAAACAUGAUAUAUGAGUCUAUGACAGAAAGGCUUGAGGACCAAGAGGAAGGGCUAAAGCAGGAGAAUAAAAGAACAGAAGCACGGUUUGUCAUUUUUGGCUUUCAUGCCAACCAGUUUGUGGUUUGGGACCCAGUGAGGCAAGAGAGGCAAUUAGAAGUCCCCUGUGGUGGUGGUCAUCGCUCUUGGAGUUUCUGGCCAAUCCACUCAAGGGUUUGGUCCGGAUAUGGCGCUCUGGUCUAUAUCAAGCAGGGGUCUGUCCUCUCUUCAGAACCCCCCCUAAAGUCACCAAGCUGGUCUGGGAGUGCAGCAAGAAACGAAGGAUGGAACCUGAGAGAAGGCAUCCACGGUAGGGGAAUUGGGUGUGUGUGCCGACUGGGCAGCAUUUGGGUCCAGAAAGACAGUACAGCAAACAUCAUAGGAAUAUCUGGGUCUGAUGGAGUCCAAAUUGAAGGGCAGUGGGAAAUAAUUGUGACAGGUGGGGAAGACACAAGCUUAACGGUCCUAGCUGUCCAUCCCAACUCUGGUACUGUUACAGUCCUCUCCGUUAUUACUGACCACAUUUCAAGUGUCCGCACCAUAACAGCACUAACUCAUCAAGACUCCCAGUCCCUCUCUGCCCUGGUGAUCUCAGCCAGUGGACGGGCUCAGUUACAGUGUUACCGGCUAUGGGUUGGUUGGGACAAACAGAGACUACCGCCCGUCUGCCAGGUGGUGCAGGUGGCCAGCCACCGAUUAGACGAGCAUUGGGAGAGGAGGCGGAACAGACAUAAGAUGGUUAAAAUGGACCCGGAAACAAGAUACAUGUCGAUGGCAGUGGUUGACCACAACUCAGAUGCUGUUCUUGUGGCUCUUGCUUGCAGUGAUGGGGCUGUCAGAUUGUUCUCAGUCAGUGAACAGAAACGCCAAAUAGAUUUGUUGUGGGAGACGUUUUACCACCAGCGUUGUGUGCUCAGUGUCGCCACCUGCAGCUUGCAGGAUGGAAAAGGCAACAGGUGUGUGCUGCUGUUUAGUGCGGCAACUGAUGGCAAGAUUGCAGUGUGGGAUUUGACCCAUACAGCCUCUGCUUUGUUCUAUGGCCCACCAAGUGGUGCUUCAACUCCACCAACACCAUGCCUCACCAUUGCCGCCCACCAGAGUGGCGUCAAUUCCCUGGGCGUAUGGGCCGAGACACAGGGACACCAGGAUGGCAGUUGCUUGGUUACUGUCCCGAGUGGCGGGGAUGAUGGGCAGCUGACGGUGUCCACCAUCAGACUGGAGUAUGGUGGCAGAACUGGGGGCUUUACUCAGGACCAGCCACAGACCCAUCUCAGUCUACAGCUUAUCUCUCAGUUGACUAUUCCUUUGGCACAUGCAGCCCCUCUGACCGCCCUUAAGCUCCUUAAACCGGGCCUGAUUGUCACCACCUCUUGCGAUCAGAGGGUUUGCCUGUGGGAGCUGUGCAGUACUACCAUCAACCACAGAGGAGUGCUGUGCUCCCAUGUUGCUGAUGCAGCAGGACUUGCAGUGUGGCAGGAGGAGAUGGUGAUGGUGGAAAAUAGAAGGAAGAAGACCAGGUCUGAAGCUGACAUGGGUGUUGUUGAUGGAAGGACAGAAAGUAAGACAUUCUUAGAGACAACUGAGUGGGAAGCAGAGGCGCUGGGAUAUAAGGACCAAAAAGUUGCUAGUGCUGAAAAUACAAAUAACUCCAUUGAGACGAUAGAACAAGAGAAAGACCGUGGAAAUGAAAUGCAAACUGAUGACCAAGCUGGGGAUGAACCAGUCACAGAAAGUGCUAUGAGACUGUUCUGUGAGAAAAAGGAAGAGAGAAAACUGACAGGGUGGGUGCUGGUCUGUGGUCAAGGCUUCCAGCUGCUACGAAUUCGAAAUGCUGACAAUGAUGAAGGCGCCUAUAUACAUGAAAGGAGGAAUACUGAGUAGGACAUGAUUGCACAGGAGCGUCAUAGAAAUUCAGCAUAAUUGCAACUAUAAGUGCCUUUUAAAAUCAUUGUUCCACUUCAUUUUUUAUUGCACUUGCUGCAUUCAAAUAAAGCAUGUGUUGUACUUGCAAGCUUUUACGGGAAAAGAAAAAUAGAUACAUUAUUCUUUAAUUGAAAUAUGUGAGGCAAGGAUUUGUUUUUUCUUUUGCAGGGGGAUACUACUCCAAGUCCAUUGAAGUUAGACUCAACCUCUGAAAAUUUUCGAUCCAUCCAAAAUGUGAUUUCGGGAGUACCUUUACAACUCUCCAGUUUCAUUUCAUUUUGCCAACAGAUCCACGAUCAGUGUUGUUAAUAACGGCGUUACAAUAUAACGGCGUUAUUUUUUUCAGUAGCGGGUAAUCUAAUUAGUUACUUUUCUCAUCUUGGCGACGCCGUUACCGUUACUGAGGACGGAAAGGCAUGCGUUACUAUAUUGGUCGAAAAGUCUGAGGGAGACGGACUCACCAAGACGACAGAGCAGAGCAGGAGUGGGGAGAGGCAAGAAAGUUGUGACGCCGAGCAGACGCGAUGCUUGGUAGCUCUAAUAAUACAUGUUGUAGCCGAUAGCCUACAAACUACGCCCGCAUGUUAUGGUAGAUAUGGUAGACAUGGUAGAUAUAACGUACUGUAUAUAGAUAUAACUAGAUGCAAAAUGACAGACAUGGCACUAAAUGAGUUUGUAGACAGCCGCCAUCUUGAAGCAGUAGACUUUUUAGGACGGCUCUGUUGUAGCGAACCUUCCUAGCGAACCUAAGUAACUUUUUAUAUAAAAUACUUCUAAAUCGGCAACAUCUUGACUUGAAUCUAUCUUUAAAUGAUGAAACAGUUUUAAAACUUUCAUAUGUCGAAAGUAGAGAGAAGGGAACUAAUGCAAUAAUGGGAGCAAUUCUAACAACUUUUUAACAGUUGAUCCAGGGUAAAGAGUAAAUUAGGGUAAAGAAUUGGGCUCGGGCCAAUUGUACCAAAAACCUUCACAAAAAACUUCACAUAGUGUGGCCAAUGUUUUUUUUUGUUUUUUUUUUUUUUGAGGGGAAAAAAAAAAGUAAUUAUCACCAAUUACUUUGCCAAGUAACUAAUUACUCUUACAUUCAGGUAAUUGAGUUACUAACGCAAUUACUUUUUGGGAGAAGUAAUUUGUAACUAUAAUUAAUUACUUUUUUUUUUUUCAGUAAGAUUAACAACACUGUCCGCGAUGCCAUUUAAUGCUUGAUAUCAGGUCCGCUUUCAUGAGGAAUGGUCUUUUCUAAGUUAAUGAUUAUUUUCUUAACAGUUUAACAAUUUGGUCAUUAAAUAUCAUGUCUUUGUAGUGUAUUGAAUUAAAUAUAGAUUGAACAUGAUUUGCUAAUCAUUGUAUUUUGUUUUUAUGUUUAAAACAUUGUCCCAACUUCAGGAGACUGAGAUUGUAGAUUGGCCAUUUCUUCCCAAGGCUAAUUAGUAAAAAAAAAAAAAAAAAAAUCCUAUAUUUCAAGUACAUAAUGUAUAGCAUAAAAAUGUAGUCUUACAUUUUCAAUGGCACGCCUCAAGGUUCAAGGGUGAGCUCAAUCCAAUCCCAGGUGAUUUUUGUUGAGAAGCAUUCUACACUUGGAAGCAAAACCAAAAAGAAAAGUGGUUAGCUGACAAGCUGGUUAGAAUAUAGUGGCCGUCUAUGCAACUUUCCACACGGCUUUGCACACGUACACCAUGCCAGAGGGGACCUACAUGAACAAACCAGGGAAUGGUAAAGGAACAAUAUUGUCUAACAGCUUGACAAAACCACAGUCACUUGAAACAGUGCCUGUCCAGAUUUUCCUUUAUACUGCUUUGCCCUGGACUUGUCACCAUGAAGCCAGUUGCAGACUUCAAACUUGUGAGGCUUCAAACGGGGUGUUCAGAGAGUACUGUAGUGUCAUCAGCAGGCUGAAACUGAGAACAACUGUUCUGAAUUGUGCUAUUUAGCUUCAUGGCAGUCUAAAGCAAGUUGUAAAAGAGUGCUUACAAGUUUAAAUAUUUAUAUAACUGAAAUGUUUAUAUUAGUAUUUUAGAAUUCUGCUAGCAUGCGUGUAAGUCAAAUUAGGGGUCAAACUCCAUGAAGACUUCCCAACUGAAUGCAUCUAUUAAAUAUUUUAAUGAAUUAUAACCUUGUCUCAAGUUCCCCUUUGGUCGAGUGCCAAUGUCACAACCUGUGCAUCACAGAAAGACAAGAAGAGAAAGGGUAAAGGAAAGUGAAUAUUCACUUCAAGAUACCGAUGGAAAGAGGGAAACAUACUCUAGGUCAAUGUGCAAGUGCUGCUAUUGCUUACUACAUUGCGAAAAGGCCUGCCGCUGGGUAAAAGCAUUGCUGGUGUGCUGAUGCAGUGAAGGUGAGGCAAGCUGGGGGGAAUGAUUGAAACAUUAGAAGCAGCCCGAUCAACACUUGAUGUUCAUUGUGAAGUUGCUUGAAUGUUUGUUUUAAAAGAGGCGGAAUAUCUUCAAUUUGACUACAAUAUUUUCUUGGUUUUCAAUCCUGUCUGUCCACAGACGAGUGCUACAAUCGAAGACUGACCUAUUUAUUUUUAACUUCGGAAAAGUUCAUCUUAGAGAUGCCAUGUGAACGUCUGCCCCUUAUAAAUCCAUCUGGGAAUAAAGCAGUCAAGCCUCAUAUCUCAUCACGGACUCCCCAGUGUAGCAAACGCAGAAAGCGUAGCGAGCAGCAGAGACCCUCUCCUCAUGACACAGCACUUCCUCUCCUCUCAGACUCCACAAUGACACCCUGGAGAGCCGUCCUUCUCUCAGAUUCCUCUUUCUCAUCCAUUGAUGCAGACCUUUCUACAAAACCUUCUGCACCCCCAUCGACUCCUUACCAUAGAAAUCGGAACGACGUGUUAACUUUAAGUUUCAGCUCACAAGAUGAAGGAUACGAAGAAAUAAUUAAACAACAAAAGACACUGGCCCAGUCGGUCACGCCUCACCAGACCCGUCUUCCUCCAGUGCGUCCCAUUACCAACCUCAGCUUCUCCCGCAGCUUCACCUUCUCUUUCUUUGAGCUUCCUCUGCACCACUCACCUCGAUGGCGUCCUGAACGAAUGAGAAACCUUAUGCAACUUUUGAGACAGACACAAUAUUGAUUCCCCCAAUGAUAAUAAAACUUCAGAGAGUGCAAGCUAAUAAGUAAGUUUUGAAAUUUGUAAUGUGAGGUAAGUGUUGUAAGUGAGGUAGUGCUGUGUUGUUAUGUUUCUUUUAGUAUUCCAUGAAAAAAAUCAAUGCUUAAUAAGGUUUAGUUACUGUAUGUUUAAAGAUCUUUUAAAAUGGAAGUAAACAUUAAUAAACAGUUUGA
Corythoichthys intestinalis (scribbled pipefish) is the source of this 7434-nucleotide messenger RNA. RefSeq names its product WD repeat domain 6 (gene wdr6). Gene Ontology annotation, molecular function: protein binding. The coding region runs from base 115 to 4104 and encodes 1329 amino acids. NCBI's taxonomy places the organism in Eukaryota, Metazoa, Chordata, Actinopteri, Syngnathiformes, Syngnathidae. Gene Ontology annotation, cellular component: cytoplasm. Gene Ontology annotation, biological process: tRNA methylation. The transcript is spliced from 10 exons. The record is from RefSeq and is a predicted model, not a curated record.